Molecule: messenger RNA, 1279 nt
Organism: Stegastes partitus (bicolor damselfish)
Lineage: Eukaryota; Metazoa; Chordata; Actinopteri; Pomacentridae
Gene: cmc2
Product: C-x(9)-C motif containing 2
Exons: 5
Coding region: 314-577 (87 amino acids)
Cellular component (GO): mitochondrion
Source: RefSeq, a predicted model, not a curated record
GUUGUUGAUGUUGUGUAAGGGGGGAGACAGCAUGUCCUCCAGCUUCUUGUUGCUGCUGUAGGUUAUAUCGGGUUAAGUUGUGAACCAGCAGAUGUCGAUAAAACUGUAGAGGAAUCAUAGUGAGCUGCGUCGCUGUUCAUAGGAGAAAAAAGCCGCAGUGGUUUCUCAGUUUUUGCACGCUUUUAUGCUAGCUUACGUUAGCUUGGGCCUAGCAGGUGGCUAACGUGACAUUUCAGGAAAACUUCUCAGAUGACACAAGCUUUUGGCUGGUAAGUGUCCACUGGAAAAACAAAAAACAAACUUCCUCAUCACAAUGACACAUCAGGAAGGAGAGGGAUGGGGAGGCGCUAACCUGUCACCUCACCUGCACACGGAUGAGUGUAACGAACUAAUAACUCAGCUGAGGCAGUGCCACACGGAGCACAAUGUUAUGAAGUUCUUCGGCACGUGUAACGAUGUGGACCGUGCUAUGCGACAGUGCCUGAAGAAGGAGCGACUGGAAAAGCGAGAGCGCAGCAAGCAGCACGCACAAGAAAUGAGAAAGAGGCUGAAAGAAGGGCCCAAGGAGCGUCUCUGAAGGACACUGUGCUGUCACUUUGCCACUGGCGCUGAGAGUUAAACAUACUGGGACACUGAAUUAAGCAUGACACUGUGGAACAGGCUUUCUCUGCUGUUUCUGCUGCAGGAUAGAGGAAGAGUUUCUUUGUAAGUAGCGUGGGUUGUAGUGGCAUUAACAGGUAUUGUGUAAAAAUGUACAUCAACUUCGUGCAAGGUGGUGCUAUUACUAUAUAUUAUUUCUUAUGACUAUUAUAAUGAGAUCUGAGAGAAACAUGAGUAACUUGUUGGGAUCAUAUAUCUGCAACGACAACCCCGAAAAACACAUUAUGGACCUUUUUUUUUUUUUAUCAUCUGCACAGACUGAAACUCACAGUGUUACCAAAGCAUUUAGGUCAGCAUAAAAACAACAGCAGGUAGUACUUAGGAUUAAAGAUUGCUUCUGGGUAUCAUCAGUUAUUUGCCCUCUAUUAGCCACACGCCGCUGCUCCAUCAAAGAGAUUAGUGUAGCUGUUAGCAAAACUCUUUCAGCCAACCAUUGUGUCUGUUUGCAGGACCCCUCAGGAAUAUUCUGGUACCUGAAAACUAUUCAUGAAAACAGGGAGGGCGACUCUCGGUGCUCAUGUAAACAGUCGCCGGCUUUUUGUUUGAAAGUUUGUUUGAAAUGGGAAUCAUAUUGAUUCAGGAUUAAUCCUUUUCAAAUAAAGUGAAAUUAUCAGUCGUG